Messenger RNA from Penaeus indicus, 996 nucleotides. Its product is annotated as histone PARylation factor 1-like. Gene Ontology annotation, molecular function: histone binding; poly-ADP-D-ribose binding. Gene Ontology annotation, cellular component: nucleus. The record is from RefSeq and is a predicted model, not a curated record. The transcript has 6 exons. Bases 19 to 819 code for a protein of 266 amino acids. Gene Ontology annotation, biological process: DNA damage response; regulation of protein ADP-ribosylation. Lineage: Eukaryota; Metazoa; Arthropoda; Malacostraca; Decapoda; Penaeidae.
UUCGCGGACGUCGGCCUGAUGCUGGUCGGCCCCUACGACGUCAUGUCGGGCAAGUUAGACAAACUGAAGCCCAGGCAGCUCUCCAGCUAUCUCUGCCACUGGCGCUACUACUUCGACCCGCCGGAAUUCAUGACUGUCCUUGCGAGCCGAGAAAACGAAUACCACAUUGGGUAUUACCGUGACGAUUGCUUCCAGUUCCCGGUCUUCGUCGCUUCAAUGUCGUCGCUGAAACCGGGGAAGAUAUGCCCGAUGGCGCAGAACAUCUUUGGCGCUGUCUACUCGUAUCUCUCUUCGAAGCUUGAGAAGGAAGAGCUUCAGAAGGACUCUCUGACGGAGCGGCGCUUCCGGGAGGUGGAGAGGUACGCGAGGACGCGGCGCCACGCCCUGGGCCUGAGAACGCCCGCCCUCGGGAAGCGGGAGAAGCUGGUUGUGGGCAGGUGCUUCCACGGGGCGGGGGUGGCGGUCGAUUCCGAGGAGCUUAUGGAGCGCCGCGUCCUCCCCGUGUCAGAGGUCGAACUGAAGAGAAUUCUGCAGGCGGUCACAGAGGCUGAAACCGAAACCGAGAGAGCAAAACGUCUUGGUAUUUUGGAAGUUCUAGUGAAAAUUGUUCGGCGUGAAUUUAGUAGAGGAAAUUCAGCGAUGGGUCUGGAGUUUGGCCACAACCUCUUUUCUUUCGGAGGAGAGAUAUUCCACAAGUACAUCCUUCAGGUCCUUGGGGAGAGUUACGACCGCCUCUUCAGAGAGCCAUUUCUUGAUAUAUUACAGGCUCAUUUGAAGAACAGACGCAGAGGAAACAACAUGAGUAUUUUGGAUGUUUAGAACAAAAAAAAAAUGAUAACCUAAGGCUCCUGUUUCUUCACUUCACUUCUUCAAUAUAUCUUUGUAGGUUCUCAGAAUAAGUACAUUUACAGAGCGAAUGAUCAAAUACAUCUCUUGAAGAUGGUAUGUUAUGAGUAUUAAUCCCAAGCAUUUGUAUUGCAUUGGUUAUUUUAAUAU